Papilio machaon (common yellow swallowtail) is the source of this 1393-nucleotide messenger RNA. Its product is annotated as zinc-responsive transcriptional regulator ZAP1. The record is from RefSeq and is a predicted model, not a curated record. Bases 85 to 1377 code for a protein of 430 amino acids. NCBI's taxonomy places the organism in Eukaryota, Metazoa, Arthropoda, Insecta, Lepidoptera, Papilionidae. The transcript has 5 exons. Gene Ontology annotation, cellular component: nucleus. Gene Ontology annotation, molecular function: zinc ion binding.
GACAAAUUAAAACUGCAACUGAAUUCAAAAUAACAAAUGUGAAAUCUAAUCAUAGAAUUAAAGUUUUGUGUUUAAAUUUACAGUAUGAACGAUUUUUCAACGUUAGAAAAAACUAUAGUACGCGAAUUGUCAUGUCGACUAUGUCUCUGCAACGACAUUAUAAAGUUAAAGCCUCUGAGCGCUGAAACGAAGCGCAAGAUUAAGAAUCUAUUUAAUAUAGUGAUUCGUACUGAUGAUAAUCUUCCCAAAGCAAUAUGCCACGAUUGUCUGCAACAAGUGGCCUCAUUGCACCUGUAUUCUGUCAAAGUUGAAAAAACGCAAAAAUUCUUGGAAUUUCACAAAAUUAAACGCGAAGAUCAAGAACACACACAACCUGCACCCGAAAAGAGGAUGCAUCCAAUAAUUAAAGCUUUAUCAUCACAAAAUAUUCAAAACGACAAUAAAGAGGUAAUAGUAGAACUUAAAUCUAAAUCAACACCAUCAGAACGACAACGAGUAGAAAGUCCAGCGAAACAUAAAAAGAAAUCACCCGUGGAGAUGAAGUUCAUGGAAGCAAUGCCAUUAGAAGAAUUUGCAAAAGCAGAGCGUGUGGACACGUCACUUCUUAUAAAUUCACCCGCCCCUGUCAAAAGCAUCAAAUCAUGUCAAUCACCAACUAGAGUAGUUCCAAAAAAAGAUAGCCAAGAAAUAAACAAUAAUAACACUUGUGAGACAUUAGAUCCCAUAGUUUUAAUAGAUGGCAGACCAGCGAAGCAGGGUGCAGAAUUAGACAAACAAAUAACACUGUUCUAUAAAAUGGAAUGUUGCAUUUGCCAUGGAAAGGGUUUCGAUUACAGAUCUUUGAUGAAACAUUACAAAGAGAGGCACGGAGUCCCCGGAUACGUUACAUGUUGCGAUAAAAAGUUUCAUUAUUUCUAUCCUAAGAAAAUUAUUGAACAUAUGGCAUAUCAUCUACAACCAAACAUUUUUAUGUGCAAGAGCUGUCAUCGAAACUUCCAGACAUCUAACGAGCUGAUUGAUCACGAGACCAACGGUGGGCGGACGGAAGGCAAACUGAACUGCCCGCGCUGCGACGAGCGGUUCCCCACGUACCGCGAGCUUGGCCAACACAUUGUCACUCAUCGAACUGACAAGUCACAGUGUGACUAUUGCGCUAAAGUGCUGAAACAUCAUCAUAGAAAGAAGACAAUUAAUCAUAUGGAAGACUUGAUACUGUGUUCGCAAUGUCUUCGAAAUUUAAGAAGUAUUGAAAAACAAGACAAAGAAUCAAAAGAUAAGGUUAAAAUGAAAAGCGGCGAUCAAACAAAAGCGGAAAAAUAUCGUAAAUUCUACAAAGCUUUGGAGAUUUCGUGUGAUGACGACUACUCAACAGAAUAACGAGAAAGCAAAAAUA